AUGGCCUCCAACUUCAAUGACAUCGUCAAGCAGGGCUACGUACGCAUGCGCAGCCGCAAGCUGGGGGUGAGUGUGUCUACAUUGAUCUAUGCAGGAAGAGAGUUUCUUAAGUCCUGGUUUUCAUAAAGGCUUUAUUGUGAUCCUUCUCCAAAGAGCAGCAAAGGUUACUGGUAGGCUGAAUGUGCAAUUCUUCUCGCUGGGUCACAGGACUUUUUAUUUGGACCUGUCUUUCGUGUUUACAGCAAACAUGCAGGAACAUUUAUAUUUACAUAUCUGUCUUCACUCAGCUCCUUUAUGUCUUAAUCAGGCAAACACCACAACUUUUAACACUGUUAUUAUUAUCACACCUGCUUAAGUUCCUGGUUAUUUUGGAGUGAUCAGCAGCUCAGACAUGCACUAUGCACUCAGGACAUUAUGUUGCUCCUCUCAGAGACGGUGGAGGUCUUUAGGCUGCUCUCACAUCUGUACCCACUGUCCUUACACAGCCUUACCCUCAAUUUCCACCGCACCUGAAACGGCUUCCCCAUGGAACGGCAGUGAUUUUUCACUGUCUGCCAAUUCCUACCAGAUGCGUUAGUGAGACGAAUUUCGUGGCGGAUUUCAGACAGUGGGAAUUGCGAGAACUCACAAGAACCCACGGAUUCACGUGCAGUCGCGCGUUACGAGUUGUCUCUAUAGCCACAUAACCGUAUUGUGUCCUGUGUAGAUUGUGUCCUUACAGAGGAAGAAAUCCAUUUCUAGCAUCUCCUCAUCCAUGGUGUCAACGGGGUGAAAUGAAGUCUGAAAGCCUUUAACUUGUUUGUCCCCGCCCACGUUUGCAUGGUGUGAAAUACGAUCUGCCUAAAACACCUAGCAUUUUAUUUUGAAAAGAAGCCAGAUGUUUUAUUUUGUCUCUGUGCCCGACUUCCUUUCCAGCACAGGUUAAUCUGUGCUUAAAUUUAUGCUGCAUGCUGCGGUGUCCAGAAAAAAUAUAACUCUGGUGAUCAGCUGUGGAGUCCGUUAAACCGCAGGGGAACGGAAAGUAGCAGGUGGAAAUUGACACCUUAACUUGAAUGUAAAAGAUCAGCCGUGAUUGACACAUACAGCCUUUUCACAGCCAUUCCAGAUGAGAUGGAAAUUGGGGGUUACACGGACACUCAUGUUUUGCCACAGUGUCAAAAGUAGGAGAGGGAAUGCCUGGAUUGAUUUGAUACGUGUUUUAUCAGGUUGUCUCAAGUGUUGCUUUGCUAUGGACUGCUAAUCACCUCCAUUCUGGGGUUUUGGCUAACCAGAAUCAACAAGUAAUCAACACAGCCAGAAUCUUUGUGAGGAGAAAACUGUUGAAGGAUGUGUGCUUUCUUUGACUUAUUAUUUACAGGGUGUAAAUCUGCUUUAUCCUUUCUGUGUACAUUUCUGCUUAUGGUUUGAGCCGCAUGAAGUGUACGGGGAAUGCUAAUUUGCGUAAGUAUGAGUCACUUUCUGAAUGUGCAGGCAGAGGAAUUCAACUUUGCAUGAGUCAUAAUGUGGAAACGAACACAAAUCAAUUUGAGCUAGGAUGUGUUCACCAGCUCACUUUAAAUAAUAGUCUGCCCUGCUGCUGCUGCUGCUGCUGCCUGUAGAGCAGAGUGAACAGCCCUGUGCAGCUCUCUAAGGGGGACUGAUGAAAUCCCAAACCAGCAUGAGCUCAGUGCUGAGGAUAUUAUGGGAAUAAAGUUUCCUGCUCCUAAGUUUUAGCUCUCUUAAUGGUCUGUGUAUUGAAAAAAUGUAGCCUGUGGGAAAUAAUGUUCCUGUUUUUAACUGCUUGACCCACAGAGAGUCUUCUGUUUACUCCCUAAGCAUCCUGUAUACAAAUAUGUGUGAGAAAAAGAGAGAGCAGCUUUGCAUUAACAGGCUGAUCCAACCUUUUCCUUACAAUAUUAAGACUGUACCUGUGUGAGUGCAUACCGGACAACUUGGAAAUUUCUAUUAGGAAAAGAAAUAGAGCCUGCUCUUUUAGUAUGUAUAGUGUAUGUUUUGGGGAAGUUGUAGGAUCUCUAUCAAGGCCAAGUGUUCUUACAUUUAAAAAUUAUAUAUAUACAGUUUUUGAUUGAUUUACAUCCAGUUUUCUCAGCAGAACGUCACAUCAAUGCAUGUACCCUCUAUUCUAUCACUCAUCCCAACCAAACCACAAGGUCGCCCAUCAGCAAGAGGUCAAGGUCCUAAACAACACGGUGUAAUCUGGAGACACCACAGUCAUAUGAUGGGGGUGAUUUUUUUCUUUUAUAAUCUUGUUUACAUGAGCUGAUCUACUUUGAUAGAUCUGAUCUAUCUUUUUACAUGUUUAAAGAUGACCAUAAACAUUCAAGAGGUCAUGUGUGUCAGUGGAUCUCAAAACCCCAACAAUUAGGACUCAUUAUUCAGUGGCAGAAAUCUGAAGGACUGAUCCAACAGCUGAGGUCAUGUGAGCGCAGGGCUCUGAGUCCAGAGUCUUCCUUAGUCCACUCACUAGGAGUCCAGUCCUGGUCUCUGGUCCAGUUGUAAAGACUGCCAGGUUUUGACACUUGCAGUAACUGCUUUCUGUCUCAGUCAUGUUGUCAGAGGUCUAAAUAUAAGUGUCUGGGUGCAUUCACACAAGGACUGUUUGGUUCGUUUUAAAAGGACUGUGGUCCCCUUACUCCUUUGGUCCAGGUGGUUUGAACGCGCAAGCAAACUGUAGUCUGGAUCAAACAAACAGACCAUGGUCCUCUCGAAAAUGCAGGACUUGGUCACCCUCUAAAUGAACCAUGGUCCGGUGUGAACGCAGCACUGAUGCAGCCGGACUUUUUAUAUGUCAAUAUGAAUCAAUAACACAUUAACAUUGUAAUAAAGCCAGGAAAUUAAGCAGACGGAGAACAGCCAGUCAAAACACUGGACUGUCUGUAAAACUGGACGAAUGGCAGAGGGUUUGUGUUCUGAUACAAUAGUCAGGUGAUAAAUAUUAAAUACCCAGGUGUUCUUCUGUUCAACAAAAAUACUGACAAUAUGUUAUAGGCAUUCCUUUGCAUUAAUGCCAGACAUCUCCAACGUCUGAUGGUCAGAUACUUUAUGUGCGUUGUGGAACAAUGGAGAUCGUGCCCCAAAUGAACGGGUGACAGACAAUGAUUUUCCCUCAUAAUUUUCCUCUUUUUUCAAUAAUUUGGUUCGCUUAGCUAAAGUCCCAUGUGACCAAAUUCAAAAUGCAACAAUGUAAAGAUUUGGUUCCUGAACUGGAGCUUCUAAAAUAAAGGAAUAUUCUAUUCUAUUCUAUUCUAUUCUAUUCUAAGCGGACUUUUGGUGAGAAAAGCGCCUUAAUCACAGUUACCAGAUGUUAUCAAACUGUUAAUGAAGUGGUGUCUGAUCAAUAGAGAGCUCCAGGAUGAAGAUGACAGACUUUUGCAGGAAAAGAGUUUUAAAAGUUUGAAUCGCAUGUAAAAAUGGGAUGCAUGCAGUGUUGCUGAAGCUUCUUUGGUGCCAGGAUCAGACCCAGCAUGGACCCAGACAGGUAGUACAGGUUUAAAGCACUUCUCAGAAAAACCCCGAUGGACAUGAACAAACAAGGGCCCACAUGGACGUGUUUAUUCAGCUGAUCAAAUACAGGUGGAAGACUUUUGUAGUUUCAUCUUGUACACUGGUGUAAUAUCUGUUGCUACACCUCAUAUGGAAAAUGAAUGUCAGAGCGCCCCCUUGAGAAAACUGCACCAGCUGCUGUUAAAGGUUACAAAUUGAGACAUGAUGAGAGGUGUCUUGAUUCAGAGGAAGGUUUUUGUUUAUGGACGACUGAGUUCAUGUUUUCAUCAAACUGGAGCUGGGAGGUGAAUUAACCCACCAAAGCAUAUAAGUCCCUCUCUCUCUCUCUUUCUCCGCCCUGUCUCCCUUCUUGAGCUUUGUUUUGAGCACUAACUGCUCCAGUUUUUGUCCUUAUAUUAUCCCCCUCUCUCUUGCUGACACUGCCCCUGUCGUUUAAUUGCUCUGAGUCGUCUCCUUCUCCCUCUGCGGUUUUCUGCCCAGAGCACCGAUUCCUCUCAUCUCAUUCUUCCUUUUCUGCCUCAUUAUCUGUAUCCUUUCUCUGCGUCCUCUCUGUGUCAUCUAGCUAACUCAUUUUUUGCCCUUUUUUAUUUACUCUCUUAAUCCAUCCUCUCUCUGUGCCAGUUUUUUAAGCAGUCUGUCCAGAUUUUGGGGUGUGUGGUGUGAAGCACAGAUAUGCAGACUGCGUGCUUUGUUUAUGAAAUCUCUUCGGUUAUAUUUGGUUAUUCAUCAGAGUAAUAAUUCUUUAAAGCACAGUAAGUAACUCUUUAGUAUGUGGUCUGAGCUUUAUGCAGAUCAUUUUCUUAUCUAUCUGUACUUGAGACUGUGAAGUCCUGAUCUCAGAGCUCAGAUUAAAUGAUGACGUGUUCAAAACCAAUUUUUCAUCAUCUUUGCUCCGCUCCCUUUUUUUUUUUUUAGACGCCUGAGAAAAAUAUCUGACUUGAUGGUAGCAAAACUUUCCUGUUUUCUGAAGCUAACUAACUUCAGUGUGUCUACUGCUGUUUGGCUCUGGGCUUUCAGUGUGUGGGGGAAUUAGGAGAGCUUCUGGCUCCCACUGAAGUAUGCUGCAGGCAUGAGUGACAGUGAGUGUACAAUAAAACAGUUAACUUCACAUGCUUGAAUGCUCCAUCACAACAAAUCUACAGACCCAAGAGAAAACAAAGGUCAGCUGAUCUGAUCUUACCCUCUAAUGAGACUCAGGGGAGUGUUUUCUAUAUUAUAGCUCUUCUGAUGGCAGCAGCACUCUGCCACUGUAAGCUAAACUCCACCAACUGUCUGAACUCCAAAGGCACCAAAAUCAUUUGGCUCUCAAACCUGGUGAUAUGCAAUUAAGCUUAAGAGCUUUUGAAACAAAAGGGUUCACUGACUUUUGGUUUAACAUGAUUGGAGCCUGGUGUAACCUCAAAUUUCCAACACAUGUGGAAUGGUGGCAAAUAGGCCAUUGGCGCCAAUCGCCGCUGAUCGUUUCCAUUCAAGUUAAUGCGUUAAAUUCCACUGGCUUCUUUCUGGCCCCAGCUGCUUGGUAGCCGAUCACCAGGGUUCUAUUUUUUUCCAGAUGCUGCAGCAUGCCACAUAAAGUCAGCACACAUUAGCCCGUGUUGGAAGGUAGUCCGGCACAGAUACAAAAUAAAACAUUCCAGUUUCUUUUCAAAAUAAAACACUACCUGUUUCAGGCGGUUCGUGUUUGACACCAUGCAAACAUGGUUUGUUUCGUAGAUAAAGAUAAAUUUUGCACUUACCCAUGGUUAAUUCCCCAUCUCUACAAAAGUCUCUGAUCUACUGGUGAUAGAGUGGAUUUCCUCCUCUGGAAGGACACAAUCUACUGCUCAUAUGGUUAUGUGGCUGUCUUUACAGAGACAACUCAUUAUUGCGCGAUUGCAUGUGAAUUCGUGGGUUUUUGUGAGUCCUUGCGAUUCCUGCUGUCUGAAAUUUGCAAUGAAAUUCGCCUCACAAACUCAUCCGGUAGGAAUUGGUGGACAGCGAAAAUCGCUGGCUGAUUUCAAUCUUUGCUCAUGUUAUAACUAUUAUGGCCAGUGGAGAUCACCAACUAUCAGGGUUUGAAAGAACAAAUAUAUAUUGUAUUCAGUUAUAGUUUUACUAAAUUUACGAAAAGUCAAGCUUUGAGAGUGUAAAUCUACGUCAGUAAAAGUUUUUCAUUUUAAAACAGUAUGUGCUUUGAGUAUUGAGAACUGACUUAAAAUGUGAGAGUGUGAGAGGGGCAGUAAGGUGGGGUUAAAAAAUGACAGAAGACCUUUAAAUGAUGAGAAAGCAUAUUUUCCUGAUCUAAUUCCUGACUAACAUGAGGCUGUUGAGUUGUGGAUGGAUUUCUUGACGCAGCACCUAUAAAGUCUGAAGUUGAGAAGUUUUUAAAGUGUUUGCAUCUUUUUUCCGGCCUUGCUUACUGUGUGUAUUACCUCUUAAAUUGCACAGCAGCACGACAGACUUAACCUGUCCCCUGUGUUAGCUUUCACUAUGCACCCACUAUGUUAAAGUGUCGGUUCAAACCCGUGUCUUAAAUCAGCUGUAAAUUACACUAAAAACAAUUCUCUAUCAUCCAAUUUUGUUCUCAUCUCUAGGUUACCUUGUUAGGCUUUAUUAUGAAAAUAUUGCCUAUGAUAUUUUUGUUUGUCCUUUGUGUCUUUCUUUGUCAGUAUUCCCCUCAUACAGACAUCUAUAUUGAACUGAUCUCACACGUCUGGUCAGUUGUUUUUGUUUGAGCUGGUAAAAACAUGGCAAAAUGAGAAUUCCUUAAAUCUCACAUAACUGGGAGAAGAUCCGACCGCUAGUGUGGUGUCUGACAGUGCACAUAUGAUUUCAGUUUUUGCUCUAAGUAUUGCUUUUUAAUCUAACUGGGUCGACAGCAACCCUAACACAACAAGUGCCAUAAUUUUAAUGAGCAUUUUGUAAUUUAGUAAACUGAAUUUUUUUUCUUAAAUUGUGUUAAAAAAGGUUCCCUACAAAGUCAAAAAGUCUCAAUGCAAAAGAAAAUAAAACAAAUUUAUGUGGUUCUUUCGUGCAUUUGAAAAAAAAAGCAGUUACUUAUAUGGUUUCUUUCUGUCUAGAUCUUUGUUUGUGUUGGUCUUCAUUUUAGAUGCAUGCUGCUUUGGGUAGAAGGGUCUGCUAAAUGAAACGUCAACAUUGUCAUAAUUUAUAGGCUACUGUCAUUGCACCUCAGGCUGUUCCCUUUGCAUGAAAUCGCUCUGUUCAAAAAUCUUACUAUUGAUUGUGAAGCUUGCAGGAUGACUCACAGGGAUGGAAAGGGGGUUCUAUAAAAACAAAGUUGUACUGAACAGACCUGAGAGUGGACUCCCAGCCUGACAGUAUUUCUUAAUGUAAUUUCAGCACAAGCUUACAUCUUCUUAGUUUACCUGACUGUCAAGUGAUUUCAGUAAGUUAGCUGGUAUUCAGGCAGCUGAUGAAAAGCUUUUUGAUAGUCAGUUUGUUUAAAGUUAGUAGGGGAUUUUGUGUAAAAUGUAGAGUAGUGCAAAACUUCCCACAAAAAAAUACCUGAGUAAGAGUACUGAACUUUAAAACUACUUCACACUGAUGAACAUUGAGAAGCUUUUUUUAUGUGCUUGGCCUUUUGGUCAGUUACUUUAAAUCCCUGCAACUACAAAACGCAAAUCAUCCUUUUAGUCUGGUCAGGACACUCCUCCAUAGAGGUUGGUUAAGGUAUCUGUAGUGCUAGAAAAGCCUUAAUUAUAUCUGUGCUUUUGAAUGAAAGAUGCAGUGUAUUGUAAGUGUGGUAGGAUGAAUUCUUAAUAAGCCUCAGAUUUGUCUUUGUUAGCCUGGAGGCUGAGCAUGUGGAGUCGGUGAGUUACCUAAGUAAAAAGCUGGGGGUGACACAGAGGUAAGGGGGAGGGCAGGAUUACAAAGGGAGGUAAAAUCGAGGGCUAUCUGAGUCCUCGGGGCACAGACAACUUACACAGCUGAGGUCCUGCUCAAGGCUGGGCAGAUAGACUACCAGAGUCAUGCUUAAUUUAUCUCAACAGGAACAACAAAGCCCCAGACAUGCAAAGUCUCAACACACACUGACUUGAACUCACCUCGGCUGCACUGGUAAACCCCCCAAAGCUUCAAUGUUUCCAUGCAACAAUAUGUUUUUUUUGUUUCCUACCUUAGUAUUCCCACAGCCCCUUGACUCUAAUGAACUACUGCAUUGAUGAGAUUGAUAUUGAUCAGCCUCUGGGUGAGGAACAAGUCUUUCAAAUCCCUACACCCACCCUAACCAACCGCUAACUGAUAAAACAUGCAGUCAAUGCACUCACAAGGCAGAGUGAGUGUCAAUGUGAGCCCUGUCUGCCACAUCUGUCUGUAUGCUGAGCUCUGAGUUUUUGUUCUGGGAGAGAAAUACUGGUGUAGGUGACGUUCUUCAUUUUCUGAAAUAGAAGAAAAAUACAUGUUCCUACUAACACAAGGGAGGUUCCUAAGCAGACUCCCUGGCUGAACACUUGUUAAGCUACCGUCUGGAAUCUGAAACACCCACUCAUUGUAGUCUGUAGGAAUUAAAGGGGAGAUUGCAGAAGGUCUGUGCAGACACAGCAUCUGAGAGUCAAGCUAACAGGCGGGUAUGUCACUUCAGAGCUCUAUCCUGAUCUGAAAUUUCAUAGAGAGUUGGAUUUGUUUCAAACACAGGAGAGCAUCUCCAUCAAAAACACUGACUGAGAGAGGUUAGCUGUCCAUUCUCGGUCUAAUUGGCUGGACAGCAUUUUUCCUUUUUUAUCUCUUAAUUGUUGUAAAGAUCAAAUGAGGUCAUUGUUUUACCUGUUAGUUUAGUCCGAAUAGGGCUGCACGAUUAAUCAAUUUUAAAUCGUUAUCAGAUUAUUUGAUUGUGACAAUGUUAAAAAAAAUUAAAUUGUCAAUUUGAUUUUCCUCUCUAUCAUGUCUCCUGCCUCCAGGCCACCGUAGGCUCCCAUUCCUGCAGGAGCAUUCCCCAGUUCCCACACACACUAGUGUAAACAAACAUGGCGUUUGCAAAAAGAGGCAAUAAUUUUGUGGCUAAAUAGAGCAAGAGCGAGUAAGUUGUGUGGAAUUGGUACAACUUCACAAUUUUGGACAAAGAGCAAAACCACUCCCUGUUUCAAAGUCUGUCAGAGGGUGGUAUCAACCCGUCCAUACGGAACCAAAUUCAGGAGUAAACGCAAAAGUUUUUGUCGUAUCGCCGGUUUUGAAAAUGGGUCAAAGAGUACAUAAAUCCAUAAAUGACUACCAUUUCACCACCGUCUGGAUGCCUAACCCGAUCUAUACAAAUGAUUAUGUGACAUACAGCGUAACUCUUUUAUGGCGCCUGGACGUGAUCAGCCAAAACAACCUUUGUACAAAUGCUCUGUACUCUUCCAAAAAAAGAUUAUUAAAGUGAAGUUUUGUGUUGUCGAUGAAUAAAAAAAACAAAUUGAAAAUUGAGUUUUUUAUAUAAAAAAUUGGGAUUUAAUUUUUUCCCAAAAUCGUGCAGCCCUAGAGUGAAUCAAAACAAUAAUUUUCCAUAUGCACUAUGAAUCCAAUGUCUCCCCACAUAUCUCUCACAUAUUCUGUGUGUUAAACCUGUUAUAUACUGUUUGUCCACUAUUUUGUAAAAUACAUUUUUCCCAUCAUUCACCUACCUGUGAAAGGGACUGAUUUGAUGAGUUACAGUAUGAUAGCUUAGAAGAUCUCAUCAAGAAAACUGUGAUUUGUGGAAGUUGAGUUGGUUCAAAGUUCAACAUUGCAGAUCCACAACCAGUCAGAGCACAGAAAUGUCACACCUGUUGGAUCCUGGACUUGAGAGCUACCUUUAAAAGCAGACUCAUCCAGGGCACAGAUGUUUUUUAAGGACAGGUAACACUUAGCUCUAUGUAGAUGUUGACAUUUAGCAGAGCUCAUUCUGGUUGUUUCCAAAAAUACUCCAUGUCAGUGAUCGAUCAAACACUCUCCAUGUUAGAUAAAUCCCUGUGGUGACGCUCUUCUGCCCACCUGAUGAAUUCUCACCACGUAAUCAGAUCAUCCCAGUUCUGUUUCUGUCCUCCGCUGGAAUAAUCACACACUUUAGCUGAUUAAUGCCUCAUGAUGUUUAAUGGGUGUAGAUUUACCAUUUUAGUUAUUUCUUAAGAUAGCAGAAGAGUGAGCUGAAAGAUGCUGAAACACUGCAGUGAGAGAGGGAACCACAGAGCUGGAUCAUGAUUCUGCCACGUCAAACAUGAUCAUCUGAUUAAUGUUUUACACAUAUAAAGAGCUUAUGUGCAGCUUUAAUCAAAGGAUGGGUGUUAUUUAUUAAAUAAAGUAAUCUCGCUAAUAUAGACAAGCUGUUUGGCAUAACUUCUUACUGCUCAGAAUCUGAGUAUUUAUCUCUGCACUGCCACAUCCAUCUUCCUCCUCACCCAGAAGAACCUGCAGCUGUGUUUUACACGCCUCUAAGAUACCAUUAUGUAAGCCGCCCUCGGAGAGUAAUGGGUCAGCUUGCUAUGUACAGCCUGAGCUCCCUGACCUGACAUUCAGCUUCACCUCUCCCCCCAGCGCUGCUCUGACUGCAGGCACUCUGACCUUCCUGCUGGCCUCCUCUACUCCCUCCAAACCCUCCUCCUCCUCUUCCUCCUCCAUGGUGCUCCUCUCCUUCUUUUUUGGAAACAGUGCAUCGUUAACAUUAUACUGAAUCAUCAUGAACCGGAAGAGUCGUCUUUGCACUUUGCUGUUAGUUCUUUUUAAUAAAUAUUUAAAGUUACAGCCCUGAAAGCUGCAAAAUGUUCAUUUAAAAGGCGGACAUGCACUCUAACAUUUCUGCCAUGCUGUAAAUGAAGGUAUACUCAGGGAAUAAAUGGACUCCUGAGAUGUGCUGAAGUAAUGACCCCACAGCAACCAGCACAUCUGAAAUGAUUAGAAAAUGAUCAUAAACAGACCAUAAAGCUGAGAAGUCAUGUGUGUAUACUCACUGGGCUGUCAGCAUCUGUUCUGCCCACACACAGUUUCUCUGCUCCCUGGGUCAUUUGUCCUCCUACUUCUUCUUAACUGCCUCAAGCCUGUCCAGGCUGCACUUCUGGCUGCUGAGUUAAACCAACGGUGAAAGUUUUAUAUACAGUGUGUAAAUUGAAAGUCUCAUCAAUAUACAGUUGGUAUAUUAGGAAAUUCAUGCAAAAACAAAUGGACGUAUGCUCGGUCAAGAUAACCCAAAAGUAAGAUCUCCCAAUCAGAAUGUCAGGGGUUUGACUUCAAAGCUGUCCGCAUGCCCACCAGGUCCUCGAACAAGACACUCACUUGUUUAUGUUCUGCCUCUAUGAUACCUGUGAUAUUGGAUCAAAAACAUGCUGCACACAAGGUUGCUUGAUUGGUAAUUCAGAUAUUCCCGACAUCUCAUUUGUUGAGCACUUGGAUUAUACAGCUUUAACUUCUAGGUCACGUUAUCAGGAAACAUGCCUCAAACUGUCACUGUUACGCAGAUGACACUCAGUUAUACCUAUCACUGAAGCUAGGAGAAACUGACAGACAAACUUCGAUUAAAGCCUAUCUUAAAGAUAUAAAGGCCUAAAUGAUCAGAAACUUUCUUCUACUCAAUCCUGACAAAACUGAAGUUCUUGUUCUGGGCCCCCAAACACCUUAGAGAUACUUUCUAAUGAUGUAACUGCAGUCGAUGGCAUCAAUCUGGCCUCUAGCAUCACUGUUAAAUAUCUGGGAGUUCUUUAAGACCAGGAUAGAUCCUUUAACUUCACAUCCAACAAAUCUCCAGAACUAACUUUUUUUUUUUUUUUUACUUCCUAAUAAAUAAGAAAUCAGACAAAUCCUGUCUCAGAAUGACCCUGAAAAACUCAUCCAUGCAUCUGUCACCUCUAGGCUGGAUAACUGUAGUUCUCUUUUAUCAGACCCCCAAACAAGUCUUUAAAGACUCUUCACCUGGUCCAAAAUGCUGCAGCCUGAGUACUGACUAGAACCAGUAAAACAGAGCCAAUCCCCCUGUUUAAGCUUUUCUACACUGGCUCCAUUAAAUAUUGGGCAUAAUUUAAAAUUCUUCUUCUGACCUACAAAGAUCUUCAUGAUCAGGCACCAUAAUGUCUUAAAGAUCUCGUAGUUCUUUAUUACCCCUCUAGAACAAUGAGGUCCCAUCAUAACUAAAAACUCUGAGCAGUCUCGGUGGUAGAGCUUUCACUAAUCAGGCCACUGUCAUCUGGAAUCAUCUACCUGCAGACACCCUCUCUACCUUUGACAGUCAUCUUAAAACCUUCCUCUUUGAUAAAGCUGAUAGUUAGAUCUGGUUCAGGUCUGGACCAGCUACUGUGGACCUGCCUUCUGUCCAGCUGCUUCAACUAAAAGCAUCAGCCUCUCCUCUGUUCAUCUCUCUCUUUCUCCAUCUCCCUUUCUCUCCUCUCCAAACCCAGCUCAGUCUCAGCAGAUGACAGUCGAACAUCAGUCUGGUUCUGCUCCAGGUUUCUACCUGGUAAAGGAAGUUCUUCCUCUCAACUGUAACUCUUUAAAUGCUUUAAAAUGUUUUACUUAUGUGGUUGAAAAUGAGAUGAGGAGUGGGUCUGAUCUUACAGGAUGGGGCUCAGUCUGAUCCCAUCUCUACACUGGGUCUUUGUGAACAGAGUCUGGACUAGACCAGCUUUUUGUCUUAAGUGUCCCAGGAUAACACUUGUUGUGAACUGAAGCUAUAUAAAUAAAGAUUGAUUGAUGAUGGUUGAUUCGUUAUUCAAGUGUCUAUUAAAUAACCAAAUUAAUCUGGGCUGAAUGGGGUGGGGGGGUUAUCUAAGAGGUCAAAUGUGAAAAUAAAUUAGUUUUUAUUUAAUUUGGUUUUAAUAGGCUAUAUUUAAAAAAAAACAGAAAUAUUGGGAAUAUGUUAAUAAAAUAAAUUCCCUCACAGUCGACUGACACAUCGUCCAUAAGUGAUUUCCCACAUCCCAUAAUGCAGCACUUCUCUUUUUCUCCUGUGUACUUUGGAGAUCCUUCUGUCAACUGUGCAUUAGCAGUGAAUCAGUGAUGUACAGCACAUUUUGGCUGCAUGAUGAAGUCGUUAUGGGAGAUAUUAAAAUGGGUUUUCCACCUCCACCCUGAUAAGCAGAGUGCCCAGACGAUCACUCAAAAUUGUUAUCGUGAUAGCUGUUAGUGCUGACCUUGCUCUCUCAGAGUGAAGGAAUCCCAAAGUAAUCACCUGAAUUAGCAGCUGGACCUUCACAGAGACUUUGAUCCUGAACGGAGUCAAACCCGGCCAGGCGUUAGGACGGUACAGCAAAGGUGUCAGCCUAAAGGUUACAGAAGCAGUGAUAAGAUCAGUUUAACUUCAGUCAGGCCCAUGGGGACAUUGCAAAGAGGGGACAGGGAUCGAUCAGCCGUGCUCAAAGCUGAUUGUCUUGCUGGGUAAAGAUUUGUCUAAUCUGAUAAGAAUAGGUCGCCCUUGUUUGUGUAGAUCGCCUGCCUGUCUGGGAAUCGAAUCCUGAUGUCCUGGGGGACUUGCGGGCAUAAGGAGGGAGAUGCUUUGUCUGCAUCACUCACUGUUCAGAGUCCUCGCCUCACUGGAUGUUAAACGCUGUUUCACCCACUUUCCUCAGAGGUCAUAAAUCCAAAGUGAAAACCAGAAAAGCUAAAUAGAAAAAAAGUUUUUGUCUCUCUUUGUUUUUUUAUUGCAUUAUAACACAACCUACACUCCACAGAUUUGGUUUACCUUAUGAAGCCCUGUGUUAACUAGUGAAGAGGAAGACUGUCAGAUAUGUCUGACUGAAAUGCCCGGCAUAUGUGGAACAGUAUAGAGUGGUAUUUAGACUGUCAUUGGUUAAAGCUUGUGGCUGCAGACCAAGAAAGUUAAGACAGGAAAAAAAGAGGAAAAAAACAUGAGGAUGUAUUAGUGUUUGUUUCUAAGAUGGCUGUAUUUUAAACAGCCUCUGCUCUCACAGUCUGUACAGAAACAAAAAAUCAUGUAUACACAGAGAUUUUAAAUCAUCAGCUUCCCUCUGGAUUUAGAGCCUACAUUUGUCCUGAUGGGUUUCCCUCCAAAACCAAAGAGUUCAACUAUUUAAAUAUGUGAGUUUGAGAAUCAGCAUGAAUCUUAUGUAUAUGUGACACAUUCUCCUAUAAUAAUGUCAGCUCUCACAGUUACAGUUUCAAACCAAGACCUCAGUGUCAGAACAGGAGCUGCAGAAUGAUCAAACAUGCUACAGUAAUGUGUCAGAGACUUCUUUCUUUGCAUUCAUCUAAAGUUUCACUUUCAAAGUUCCUUCAUGUGGGAUUGGGCUUCAUUUUAUUUAUUUAUUUUUUUCAGCUUUAUUUUACAGACUGACAUUCGCAUAUUUGUAGAAACAGAUUUAUUUCUCUCUGUAAGUCUAACCCAGCACAGAUAUUGUUAUAACUUAUAACCAACCGCAUGAAGAUGCCAAAUAAUCAGGUGAUAAUGUGUAAUCAGUCUGUCAGCUCAAACACCAUAGAAGGUUAUUGUGUGCAUGGAUAUUCUGCUCUUGAGUGAGCAAUAAUAAAGUGCUCUCAAAUCGUAAAUUGAGUGAUGAAUUAAAAACUUAGUGUGGUAUUUUUAUUCACCCCUGCGCCUCAGUAAAGUGAUGAAGUAAAGCUCGGUGUGCUUGUAAACAGUAAAUCAACCAAACAGCACUGAGCAGACAUAAACCGGUAAACUUAAAAACACCUAUAUGUGUGUGUGUGAACAGGACUUGAGAGCGGACAGAAAACCAGCGUUUAAACGGUCAUCAAAAUUGAGGGAGUGUCACAUGACCAACAACAUCUCCAUGGCCUCUUCUGAUUUGCUAAAUCAUUUACUCUAUUUAAGAAAUGAACCAAACAAUUGAAACAUUUAUGAUUUUGUUUAUUACCUGAGACUGUCCUAUUUAAGUAUCCACCCAGAACGGUGUUUUUAUCAUUACACGCUGAGGUGUAUUCAUUCCUCUUGUUUUUGUUAAAGCUUCAUUAGCUCCCUGUGUGCUGUUUUCCUCCCUCCCUCCCUCCCUCCUUCCUACAGCUCUCUGCAUUUCAUUUGACAAAAUUUAAUGGGCUUUUUAAUUGUACGUCACUUUUCUACAGCUGUUGAGUAUAUUACCUUUUUGUCUCCUUUCUCUUUGUGAGUGAGUGUGUGCGGGUCCGUGUGCACGUGUGUGCAUGUAUGUUCUCACUUGCAAUUUGCAAUUACAGCAUAUUGGCUGUUUUAAGUAUGACUACUAAACUGCUCAUUUAGCUUGCCAGGGCUUACCCUUGUUUCCCCGUCUGAGUAAUCACAUGAACAGUGUGAGAUUGAAAGAUAUGAAAAAUGGCAAUGCUGGAGGUCUUUUACAGAGACUUUGAUUCAAACUGACCUGACAGUAACCUGCCAUGUCACUGUGUUUUAUUUUCUUUUUCUCAAUUACAAAGAAACAUGUACCUCACACCCAUUUCAACCAUUUAUUAAUGCCAUUUAUCUUGUCCCUGGUGGUCUUGAUUAUUUUUGUGGAUCAAAAAAAUACGUCAAUAUGAAUUUCAGCUGGUUUCAUCAAAGUUAAAAAACUCCUCACUGGAGCUUUAAUAGGUUUCAAGUAGUGGUGGAGUUGGUGGAAAGGAUUUAUUUUCAAACCAUCAAGCAGAGAACAAGGGGUCUCACUUGUUUUUUUGUUUUUUUUACUGUUUUUAACAACAUUUAAAGUUGCUCCGGCCUGUAUUCAUCAGCCAUACUCAUUAUUUGAGCUUUAUUAAAGCUGUAUUAAAAGACCACAUUAGCUACCCCAAGAUUUGAGCUGGUUUGUCAUAGUGGGGAUAAUAGUCAAAGGUAAAACUGUGCAGGUGAUUUUACAUUGUGUUAUGGAAGCACGAGAGACACAAGGUGCAAACAAGUACCUGGAUUUUUAUACAUACUUACCAUAGACUGUUUAAUACUAUGGACAACUUGGUUUCGCCUUCUGCCACUACAUGGAUUUGAAACUGAAAAACUCUCAGUAUUUCCAGGUUUUUUUCUCCACUUCCUGGAACCACUACUUGCGCAGUAAUAAUGAUAAUAAUAAUACAUUUUAUUUAAAAGCACCUUUCUGGACACUCAAGGACACUGUACAGGGCAUUGAAAACACAGUUAGUUUUGUACACAUUCGGCGGGAGAGUCGCUGUGAUGACACUCGGCUCAAACAGCGUAUCCCCCCAGGUGAGCUACGUAAACUUCGUAUGCCCAUAGGCUGUAUCAAGUGUCAAUCAUAGAAAACAUGAACCCCCUAAUGACUUUUAAAAAUGGAGCUGUACAGAAAAAAGAGGACUUGAGCACAAACCAGUCUUAUUGGAACUACAUGUAAACAUCGCAAGCAGGGGGGAGAAAAAUUUAUAUUCUGUGUAAUAAAUUCCUACAGUUUGUCCACAGCUCCAUAGGGAUUGCUGGAGGAGGUGGGAUUUAUGACCUAUACUGCAGCACAUCAACAGAGGGUGCUGUUCUCAGAGUGGCUUCACCCAGCAAGGAAUCAGAUGGCGUCCAUUCGAUAUACAGUCUAAUACAGUCUAUGAUACUCGCACCCACUUAGACACACAAACACAGCACUGACCGCCCCCCCUGCUGACUAUGAUGUUUGAUAUUUUAUAAAGUCUGUAUUAACGCUUAUGAUGCUGGCUCAGCAUUACACCUCUGAGACAUAUUUGCACUGAAGCCAAGACAUUACAGAGGCAUGAGAAUCUAAUUCAUGUAAAAGGGGCACAAGUCUUUACCUCCUAUCAUAUGAUUUUGAUAUGGCCCUGUUAGUAAUGCACAUGUCUUUUCACAACUACAAUGAUGAAAAAAAAAAACUCAGUGUCUCUGCUGAAAGUUUUUUUUCUUAAAAAAAAAUUUCUCUGUUAAAGGAGGACUUGACACAGUUAAAUUGACAUAGAUGUAAUCCCAUAAUUAUUGUAAAAAAUAAAUCAAACUUAGAAUUGAGAGUAAAACUUUUCAGACUGAGUUGAUACUGUCGGUGUUUCCUCCCUUGACUGCAGUUCAGGGCUGAGUAUACUCCUCUGACACAUUGUGAAGACCCUCCGCUCUUCUCCUGCUGUGUUCCAGCUUAUCCUCUCCCCCUGAGUGUCCUCUUUCUUCUCUCCUCUGAUAAGAAGCUGUUCGGAUGAAGGACAUCAUUAUACCAUCACAUCAAAUGAUGUCUUUGUCAUUUCAGACAGCAUGUUUCCUAAAGCUGCGCAAGUCAAUAUUUCUGUAUUAACGAUGGAUCAGCUAUUAGAGUGUGGAUGAUAUUAUCAUGUGCUGCAGAUCAUCUCAGUGGGCGCCCUUCAGCAGAUUUCACCUCAGGCUUUGCUCUGCCAUCAGAUUUGUUUCCAGCAGAAGCAGCAGGAAGCUGUUUCCAGGGAAAAAGAUCCAAAACUGUUCUGCAUUCACCGCUCAGCAGACAACAGCAAAGAAACAAAUCUGCAGACUGGCUGGUGAACACAGUAGAGCAUUUAGCAGAGAAGAGGCAGAUAUUUCCCCUGACAGUCGGUGGAGACUUAAUAAAGUUAGCCUACGUGUAAAGGGAGGGAGAAUACUGGACUUGGAUCCAUCACUUGGAUAGAAACACAACUCCAAAUAGAUAUGUCUGCUGGUGUGAACUGGAUUUGAGAAUAGGUUUUGUCCAUUGUCUACUUGGACACCAGUCUACAGUUUAUCCAGUCACUCAAACCUGUGACUGGAUAAACUGUAGAGGGGGGGAUUGAUUUAUUCUUCUUUAGUGGGCUAAAUUAGGAACAUAUCAGCUGUUAGCAGUUCAGUCAUUUUGUUUAGAAACAGGACAGAAACCAGGUGUGUGAGCAGGGAUACCAACUGAAGACAGGGUUAACUCCACCAUGAGAUUUAGCUCAUUAUUCCAGCUGAGCUGACUGGGAUCUUCAGAGGAUAAUGUGUGAACUUGACAAGAACCUCAUACUACUCAACUAUAGAAAAAACAAGGACAAAAGAGUGGUUAGUCUGUGCAGAUGAAUGGUUAUUUAUGGACCUCUUUUUGAUUUUCAAAAUGGACAAAUUGAGAGAAUAUAGAGAAUAUGAUAGAGAAUCUUCAUGCUGAUUUGCUGACCCUGCAUGAACAUUCACUAGCAAUCAGAGUUUUGAGCUCUCGCAUGUGAGUGAAUGAAGCGAGAAGCUCAAAGAACUUGACACAAAAAUUCACAUCAUUCACACCUAUGCUCUGAAUGCUAUAAAUAUUCUUAAAUCUACUGACUGUAUCUUUAACUGAACCUUCCUAUGCCUGGAGAUGUCUGUUUUCUUAAAUGAAGAUUGUAAAUGAUGCAGACAUGUAGUGGUGAACAUACAAGUAGGCCUACUGUAUCUGACAUUUUAAAGGAAUCUGUGCAGAGUGAGGAGGGUCACUGAGAAGAAUAGUUGAUUGAGUUUGUGAAAAAACCCUGAUAAGAGUGCAAAUAAUAUCCUUCAUUAUUAUUUCUAUCAUUAUCAGUCAUUAUUAUUAUCUUAAUUUAGACGUUACACAUUUUGCCAGGUAUGGUAUACAGUCAGUGCAUGACACAGUGCGCCAAAGGCUUUGUGAUAUAUUUUCUGAUGCCCCCCUGUGGACAAAGCAGUAAUAAUACCUGCGCUGAUUUUUUCCUCCAAACCGCUGAGCAGUGUUUUUUGAACUGAAAGUCCUGCUGUGUGUGGUCCAUCAAGAAUCUCUGUUAUGGAAAUUGUAAAUCUUAAGCUGUAAAUCGCUUCAUCUGACGCUGACCUUCAGGAGCUUUGAAAAUGAACUAAAAUGGUUAGUCUUUAUGCUGAUGGUCUUAUUAUUCCAGUCUGUUUUAUAUUAAAAUCUCCUCUCAUAGGGCUUUGAAAAUGGUUUGUCAGAGAACCACUUGGCUGGUGAAAUAAAAGCAAGUUUCAGGGGGAAAAUGGGACAAGUUUUAAGAAGGUGGUAGUAGUUUUUGUUUCUACUUUAAUGCUCAUCUUUUCAUUUAAGUCUAACUUUCACAUCAGCCAUCUCCCUCCCUCACCGGUUUAUCUUUUCCUCCAGAUAUCUCUCCAGGAUACUGUGUUUGAAGUAAUCUGGUCUCUGCAGACCAACUGUGAGAAGCGCUAAGUGAAGUAAAAGGGACGAGAAGGAGGAGGGGGAAAGAAACUGCUAAUUGCUCCCCUCUUACAGCUUCAAAGAUGAAACUGAUGUGAAACAUUUUGGAUUAACUGUUCCUCCAGAGGAGUUGGCUCACAUGAAAGCAAGAUAAAAUGAUGUUAUGGAGCUUCAGUAUAACCUUGCAAUCAAUUCAUGGACAUUUGGAAUAAUAGGCAGCUGCUUGUCCUCUGAUUCACUUGUCUUCCCUUCAGCUCAACUCCAAUAACUGUUUUUUUAAACAUCCUAUGUUUGCUCAGAGUAAAUUUCACUUUCACAAAAGUAAUCAACUGUCAGACUGCAGAUGAAAAUAAAAAAGUUUCAGACCCAAGAUUGUGAAAAGAUGAAAAAGACAUGGAUUUUAAAAAGUCAAAUGUGAGACAUUUGUUUACAUUUGUUACGUAUCUAAGAUCUCCACCCUUUCACACUCUCUAUACUGGGUGUGUCGGAUCCAUCAGAGCGACACUAAAGCAGCAAAACAGAAUUAUUUAUCAUGCAGUGUCACAUCAAAUUGGAGGCUUUGAGAUAUUUCCAAAUCUGUCAGCUUGGUGCCAAAUGCAUCCAGCCUCUUCAGACUUUCAUCCCAUCAUUUCAUAUGUAUUUCUCCGAUCUUUGGCACCAUGUGUAGUUCUGCCUGCAGAUUCGCCCUGUAUGAAUCACUCUGAACCAAAGCAUCAGCUUCCUGGAAGACAACAAUAAAGUUAACAUUUGCAUUUAGUUCUUGGACUCCAAACUCAUUUAGUUUGGUUUGAAAUAAAACAUCACAGAGUAGAAUACAUUCAGGAGACGAAAGAGAGCUACAUACAACUAGACGUGUGGUUUUUGUGAAUAAUUAUUUCAGUGCAAGUCUGCACACAUGUUCUCAUUUUCCUCAACUGCCAGUUCGAUUGUUCAGUUUGACGAAGUCUUGAGCUCAGAAACAAACUAAAAAUAUUCACACAGGCAAAACUAACUUGGGUGGUAGCACAUGAUAGAGGGGUAACCGGCUACCCACCUGUUUUCAGAGUUUAUAUCACCGCCAACAAAAAGACAUUUCCAGACAUUAAGACUUUAAACCAAGGGGCUGGCCUGGAAAAGUCUGGAAAAAGUAAGGGUGGCUAAUUUAAAGCUGUUCCUGUUUCGAAGACUGAACAGGAUAAAGCCUGUGUAUUUUUAGGAGUGUGGAGCGAGUAUUAAAAGAGCUCAAGUUUAGAUUUAUAUCAGCUUGUAGAUCAUUCUUGCUCUGCAUCGUCCCUCACUUCACCCUCUUCAGAUUUAUUACAUAGCGAAGAUUAUGUAAUUUUUAUUUAUGUAUGUUUAUGUUCCUAAUUUAAUUCUCAGCUUUUUACCUUAUUGAUCCUGGCCUCAACACGUGUAUUUUAUUCCCUUCAGAACAUAAAUUAAAGUCAGGGCUCAAUGCUGGGGUAUGUUAUUAUCCUGCGCUUUACUAACCUGAAACUAUAACAAGUUUAAAACUCCCCAUGAUACAUAUAUUUGUAAGAAAUAGUAUCAGGUGUUGACAAAUAUUAUGUUGUGGUCUGGUGUUAGCUGCAUUGAUGCACUUAUCUGUGGACCAAGCGUGCGAAAUCAACGUGACAGCACAUUACCCUCACAAAACAACCUGUUCAGUAGUCUUUGUGGAGGCACCAUACAAUAUCAUAUUCCUCUCACAACAACCUGUUCAGAGCAUUAAAAAUCCUAUCUGGUCCUUUGGUGAGCCUCUGACUGCAGAUCACUGUGGAUAAGUCGAGCAGCUGAACACCGUAGCUGCUAUUCCAGAAGAUAGAAAAAAGCCUUUUUUAUGGUGUGAUGAGGAGAUGUAAAUGAGCUACAGCUCGAUUUACCUCUUCACUCAGCUUGGUUCAGGCGCUGUCCACAGCUGGGUUCAGGUUUGUGUUUAGAGGAAGUGCAGCUGUGAAAGUAUUGGUAUUCCAUAUGUGUAUGAUAGCGAUUAACCUCCCACUCCCACCCUGGAGACUGAACUGAGCUCUGUAAAUAACUGAGAAGCUGACAGAGAGAGAGACAGAGAGGAAUGGCUGGACAGCAAACACUUAUAAAUUCAUGAUGUUCUGUUCAGAAGCUAUUUACAAGUCACCUCAUUUUCAGGGAAUAAACAGGAUGACUGCAGUUUCAUUUCUUUACUCGGGACCCAAAUCAGUAGUAGAUAGAAGGGUGGGGUCUUGUUGGACAAAUGGACAGAAUAAUUUAUCACUCAAACAUUCAAUCACUGCAGUCCAUUAAAGAGCAGGUAACAGUUUGUAAGUGCCAGGUCAUUAAACACUGUCAGAGCAUGAAGGAGCACCUUCUUAUUUUUUUUACAAACCUACUUUACCUUUAGCUUAAAAAACAAAAUAAUAAAAUAAAUACAAAUUUGUGAUUUUGUAGCGAUUCAGAGUGAAAAGUGUAAUAUCAAAACAUGAAGACUUUUAUCAGUAAAAUUUUCAAAACUUUAGGUCACCAAAAAGGCAAUCAAAUAUAUUAUAUCUGAUACAUACAGUUAGGGCUGGGCAAUAAACCAAAAAUUUACAGAUAUCGAAAUUUACGUCAAAAACCAACAUCAUUUUGCCCAUGUCAAUAUAUUCAGUGUCAAAAAAAUGAAUAAAUAAAAGCUGGUUUUGGAUGUGUGUAGGUAGGCUAUGGUCUCAUGUCCCUUUAAGACACUGUCCUACAUCAGAGAUGUGACUCCACCCCAUCCAGUCCAUAACAAAGAGGGAAAGACAGGUGAGGAGAUGGAGGAUCAAAAGUCAAAAGUUGUAGCAGCUGGAGCAACAGCUGAAGUAGACAAAGUCAGUGUGAGAGGGGGUGAGCAGCUUGUGGAGUAGUUAUUUCCCAUUUAUUGUUAUCGAGGUGAACUGCUCAAUAUAUCAUGAUUUUGAUUUAAGGCCAUAUCGCCCAGCUCUACAUACAGUGUAUCAUAAAUAUGUAUUUAUGUCAUUUGUAUAUAUUAUAAUGUAUUUUUUAUAUUUUUAAACUUCUACCUAUCUGUCCAGUUUAGCUGCACAGGUACAAUAACAAUAAAGAUAUUCUGUUUUACUUUGUGUGUUUCAGAUCUAUCGACGCUGCUGGCUGGUGUUCAAGAAGUCGUCCAGCAAAGGACCACGACGUCUGGAGAAAUACCCUGAUGAGAAGUCUGCCUACAUCAGAGCCAGUCCCAAGGUAAGUCUCUGUGUGUGUGUGUGUGUGUGUGUGUGUGUGUGUGUGUGUGUGUGUGUGUGUGUGUGUGUGUUACAGUAUAUUCUGUUCAGCAGGAAAAAACCUAAGAUCAAGAAUUGACAGACACACACACACCUGCAGAACAGAAUAUACCACACACACACACACACACACACUCACACACACACACACACACACCGUCAGGGAUGAAAGCAGUCAGCUUUCGCAUUAAAGUCUGACUCUUUUCCCUCUGAGCUCAGAGAGAGCUAACACACACACCUAAAUACUCCCCCCUUCCUCUUUCUCUCUGUCUCUCUGAACUCCCUCAUCUUUUAUUCCUCCUCAUCAUCACCUCUCCUUCAUCUGACCCUCCUUGUCUGCCCUCACACUCUGACGUUAAGCUUUCUCCGGCAGCGGUGGACUUAAAGCGAGGUUGUUGAGACUUUGUUCUGGUUCUUUUUUUCUCUUUUUGUUUCUUUACUUUGAGCACGGUGAUAAAAUGUUAAAGAAGUUUCACAGGUUUUUUUUCCCUCUCAUACGAACACAGAAGUCUCCUCAGAAAUAUGUUUGGUCACUUACUUUACACAUCACAGAGUUGUUUGUAAUGUACAUUCAUGUACCUUUUGUAGUAUUAUUGCAGUUUAAAUUCUACAAUGGCUUCAUUAAAAUUAUUUAUAAAACGUGAAUCAAGAAUAAUUAUCUGACCGAUUUUGAUUAUGAUAUUUAAGAAAUGAUAACUGGUGAUGGCUUUAAUAAACAGACAUGCAAAAAAAAAAACAGCUGCACUGACUCUGUUGUAGGAACUCUCCUCCUCUUACCUUUCCUCUCAUCCUCUCAUCCUUCCUCUCAUCCUCUCAUCCUGUCAUCCUCUCACCUCUGCAUAAAGAGUUUGUAAAGGGUUUUUUCCUCCUUCUUUUCUUCAGCUAGCACAUCUCUGAACUUCUUUUCACUGCUGUUUCACAUCCCGCUCUCUUCUUCUGCAGUUAUUUUCCUAUGAGCUUCCUUUCAGCCUAUAAAUUGUGUCUGUAUCAUCCUCUUUCAUGCCAUUCAGUGAAGGAGGAAGACUGUAGGUCAAACUGGCAUGCAAAUCCAAUUACAGCUCCAUAUUUUUUUUCAGUUAGCCAUAGAUAUUUAAAACUAGCACAUGUAUCACAAAGGUUACAACGAAUCGAAAUUUUGUCCCUUUAUAUUGCAAAACAAAUGAGUUUGCCACACUUCUCCAGUUUCAAAAAAAGGGCGACCAUGAGAAUAUGUGAUACAGUGCCUUGAAAAAGUAUUCAUACCCCUUGAACUUUGGUGAACUCUAUUAACUAAUUAGCUGACUUUUAAAGGCAAUUAUUUGCACUGCAUUUUAUUUAGGGGUAUCAGAGUACAGGGGACUGAAUACAAAUGCACACCACACUUUUCAGAUUUUUAUUUGUUUAAAUUUUUGAAAACUAUGUAUCAUUGUUGUUCCACUUCACAGUUAUGUACUAUUUUGUGUUGGUCUAUGACAAAAAAAUCUCAAUAAAAUACUUAAAAGUUUGUGGUUGUAGAGUGACAAAAUGUGAAAAAGUUGAAGGGGUAUGAAUACUUUUUCAGGGCACUGUAUAUCCUGAUAUUGUUUGCAAAUGUAUCAAGUGGUAUGAAGUGAUCAGAGAAAUGUCACAUUUAAAUUGAUCUGCUCUGUCCAUUUCAAAACACUGCAGCAAGAGGCUGAAAUCACAGACAGAGUAAGAGAGCAAGAACUGAAUCAGUGCCCCAAGUCUGACCCACACUGUGACAAACCAUAGCCAAUGCAGAACAGUCACUAUUUAUGCUUUUCUUCAACUCACCACUGAUCUCAGUCAUGAGGAUGCUGCCACAGCACUUGGAUUAGUCUUGUGCAGCUGCUUGCUUCACCAUCUGUAUUACCUCUGUCCUAACACUCUCAGGUUGAGGUGCAGAAAAGCUCACAGCUGCCAUGAAAGUCUGAGCAAUUUUACUUUCUGAGAUGUUUGAUUACUUACAGCUUAUAGAAAUAUUUUAUUUACAUGUUUUACUGGGCGGCAACUGAAGGAAAAGAUGAAAGAGUGAAUUAAGGCAGUGGUUCUCAAGUCAAGUCCUCGAGACCCCCCUGUCCUGCAUGUUUUGGAUGUUUCCCUGCUCCAACACACCUGAUUCAAAUGAUCAGCUCGUUAUCAAGCUCUGUAAUGGCUUAAUAACGAGCUGAUCAUUUGAAUCAGGUGUGUUGGAGCAGGGAUGCAUCAAAACAUACAGGACAGUGGGCCUCGAGGACUGGACUUGAGAACCACUGAAUUAAGGGGUAGAGACGAUAUCCAGGCUUCCCUGAUGUGAUGUAUGGCAGAGUGUAUCAAACUGUGGAGGAGAGUAGAGGUGAACAGAAAUGAACAGAGCGGACAUGCAGCCUGAUGGAAACUGCACAUGUCUGUCACAGCUGUAUUCCUGAUUCUUUACACCUUAUUAUUGUGGUUUUAGUCACACAAACUUGGUGCCUUUUUGGAGUCACCUGCUUGUGUUUUAUUUGUGGUGUUAUUUUUCACAAGGUUUUCCAACUUUGACACCUCUAACCGAAGAGCACAACAAGACAUUUAAAAGUGCUCCUCUCUGUCAACACGGGGAUUUUCAUUGUUUAAUAUACAGUAUAGGCCAAAAGUUUGGACACACCUUCUCAUUCAAUGUCUUUUCUUUAUUUUUUUAUAUGACUAUUUACAUUGUAGAGUAUCGCUGAAGGCAUCAAAACUAUGAAUGAACACAUGUAGAAUUUUGUACUUAUAAAAAAAGUGUGAAAUAACCGAAAACAUGUUUUAUAUUCUAGUUUCUUUAAAAUAGCCAUCCUUUGCUCUUGAUGACAGAAGUACCUUGUCAGGGUUACUUCAGGCACUCCUGUGAAGUAAAAACCAUUUCAGGUGACUACUUCAUGAAGCUCAUUGAGAGAACAGCUAAAGUUUGCAGCGCUACCAAAAAAAGAAAAGGGUGGCUACUUUGAGAAAUAUAAAAUAUAAAACAUGUUUUCAGUUAUUUCACACUUUUUUCUUAAGCACAUGAUUCCACAUGUGUUCAUUCAUAGUUUUGAGAAUCUACAAUUUAAAUAGUAAUGAAAACAAAGAAAAUGCAUUGCAUGAGAAGGUGUGUCCAAACUUUUGGCCUGUACUGUAUAUAAAUGUUUUAAUGUAUGUAUUUAUAUAUAUAUAUGUAUUUUUCUGAGGGAACCCAAAAAUAAAACUGUAAGUUUUGAAUCCAGUUAAACCAGUGUCACAGUUUCCAGGUUUUACUCAGCUUUAAACACUUCAAUCAGAAAACAGCAAGUGAGUGAAUUGACCUUAAAUUUCAUCAUGUUAAUCAUUUCCACUUUAAUCUGUUGCCUAGGUGACAGAGAUCAGCAAUGUCAAGAAUGUCACUCGGUUGCCCCGAGAUACCAAGCGGCAGGCAGUGGCCAUCGUCUUCACAGAUGACACCUCACGCAUGUUCACCUGUGAAUCAGGUAACAUAUGCACACGUACAGAAAAACAACACUGCAAGAUACAUUAUAGUCAGCCUUGUAGAGUUCAGCAGCUUGUAACUGCUAAACUACUAAUAAACAGCUGACACCCACAGACUCGCUGUGUGACACAGAUAAAUAACUCAAGUGCCCAAAAAGUUUCAACAUCUGUGUUUAAGGUUGAUCCAGCCACAGGUAAGAUUUACACUCCAGAUAGCUGGUAGACCGUGAUCUCUGUUUGAAGUCAGUAUGAUGGACAUGUGUUGUAAAGAGAGAACUGAAAAGUCUCCUGACAAGCACAGAGGUAGGGGCCUCAACAUUUUCAGCACAGCUUAGCAUAAAAAAACAGGAGCCAUGAAAGCAGCUAGUUUGGCUCUGUUCAACUUUCCAAAAUAAACUCAAACUGAAGUUCACAAGCUGCAUCAGGUCCAACCAGUAAAGAUCAGUGUUUAAUUCGGAUGUAAAACCUAAUAAGAUUACUUCACAAAUAAAAAGCUCAACAAAAACAAGACAAAACCUGCCUCUGGAUGUCAUACAGAACCAUGACACGACAUGGUCCAUGUGUCUGUGCACCACUUUAAAGUCCAAACUGCUCCAGCAGAUGGAGAUCUGUUUAAAGACUGGAGGUCAGCCACUUCAGAGACUCCAUGAAUCAGCCUUUAAUAAAAAAAGAAAAAAAAAACACAUGAAAGCAGGUUUAAAGUAUUACCUCCUACCAUAAACAAGCACUUUACAGUAAAUCUGAACUCCUACCAUCAAGCCAGACAUGAAAAAGUCCCACACUUAAAAGAGCUGAGGCUGCAGUACUCUUUAGUUCAACAAGUCAUCUCUACAACCGUGGCUAAUCUCAAUGUAAAGGAACAUUUGAGGACAGGAAUAUAUCCUCUCAAUCAAUGAGUCUAUCACACUUUUCAUACAAUGACAAAGCAACGUACUGUUCAUGAAAAGAAAAGGAAAUCAAUAAAAAAGAUUCAGGAUGAAACACAAUUAAAGAACAAAUAUGCACAUCCAACCAACUUUCCUUUGACCUUUGAACUUAUACUCUCUAUCCUAUCCAUAUUUAAUAAGCUUUAUUUGCACUAAUGAAUCAAUAACAGCAUGACCUCAAAGAUUUGUCUGUCUGUCUGUCUGUGGUCACAGAGCUGGAGGCAGAAGACUGGUUUAAGACGCUGUCGAUCGAGUGUGUGGGCACGCCGCUCAACGACAUAAGUAUGGGAGAGCCUGACCUGCUGGCUGCUGGAGUGCAGUGUGAACAUACAGGUGAUUCACAGACUGUUGCAAACAUGUUGAGUGAAAGAUUUGAUCUCAGUAAGUAGUUUGACAGGUAGUCCAGGUCUGAUUUACCUAUCUUGUUUAAAACCAUGUCAUGUGACUUUCUCUGCUGCCUUGUUUCAAACUUUGAACCCUUUUUUCAUACCGUCUCUUGAUUAUAUCUGAGUUUUUGAUUCCACUUUAUUUGACUUUUUUCAAUUCUCCACAGAGCGAUUCAACGUUUUUCUCCUCCCCUGUCCUAACCUGGACAUUUACGGGGAGUGCAUGAUGCAGAUCACACAUGAGAACAUUUACCUGUGGGACAUUCACAACCCUCGCACCAAGCUGGUCACAUGGCCUCUCUGCUCGCUGCGACGCUAUGGACGUGACGCCACCCGCUUCACCUUUGAGGCUGGACGGUGAGAGCACCGAGGGGAGGGCUGUGAGUGAAGGGGGAAGGGGAGGAGAUGGGAGGGUUUCUUUGGUGCCCUACACACCCACACAGAGUUUCUGCUAAGACAGGAGAAAUGGUAUCUGUUAGAGCGUAUGAAAGAUGAAAAGUUUAGGCUUUAUCAGAAUACGUAACAGGUGUGUGUGUGUGAGUGUGUGUGUAAGGGUCAGUUCAAGGAUACCUCUGUCUUUUUGUCUCUUACUCACACACACACACACAGAGCUCAGUAGUGUCCGUCUGAGCCUGUGAAGAGAUUGAUUGAAUAGAUUAGACGAUGGAUAAAUACUGAGCCAGACCUUCUUAUCUCCUCCUCUUUGAUAAAACCUGACCUGCUAUGAUUGGGUUGGCAUGCAGAUAAUAGUGUGUGCGUGUUUGUGUGUGUUUGCGUGUGUGUAUUCAAGGUCUGAAACAAACCAGUACAUCAAGGGGGCCCUCUGUCUGUAGCUGUGUUAAAUUACAGCGCUCUCUCUGAAUAUACAGCUGCUGAUGGCUUUAUAAAACCAACCUUUAACACCUCUCCAACUCUUCACUGGAACAUUUGUGCCCAUUGACUUAAACUCAAGAGAAACAGUCAAAACUCUGUCAAUUUUAAGGACAGUUUUUUGUGACAGCAUCAGUGCUACAUGGACUCACCUGAGGAUUGAAGGCUGCUUGUGUUUAUUGAACUUUACAUGUUUAUCUUCAACAGACGCUCACAAAUAAAAACAUGCCUAUGAGCAAUCGUGGCUGUAAGAGGCUCAACCUUUAUCAACCUUAUGAAACUGCCGGUGUGAGUGGCUUGGAGAGAUCUCUGUUUGCUCACUCCUGUUGAAAUAUUCCUGUCAAUAAAGAGUACGGGACAUGAAGCUGAAGCAAGGGUUUUGUGUCUCUACGGUGGAGACAGAUGGACACAGAAUCUCUCUCUGGAGUCCAGACUGAUGACAUAUUGAUCUGUUUUAUUUUUGUCAGUCUGCCUAAUAAGAUUUGUUGUUUGUGUAAAGGAUGUGUGACAGCGGUGAAGGCCUCUACACUUUCCAGACCAGAGAGGGGGAACAGAUCUACCAGAGGGUUCACUCCUCCACACUGGCCAUAGCAGAGCAGCACAAGAAGGUCCUGCUGGAGAUGGAGAAAAGCAGCAGGGUGAGAGACUGGAAAACAGAAAAAACAAGCUUUUCAAACAAACAAAAAAAAAAGUUUCAAAAAGUUAUUUGAGUGAAUAAUGGUUCAGCUCCAAGUUAAAGCUGGAGGUCACGAUUCUGAGAGAGCCCAAGGUUCUUGGUUUUGGGGGUUUUGUUUAGAAACACUGGAGUGGAACUGAGGAAUUCAGGGCUGCAAAAUCCAACAUGAGGUAACUGCUGGUUGAGUUACUCAAUUUUUAAUUCAUUUAUUUUUGCAAUGAAAACAACACAACUUUAUCCAGCUCUCCGAGGAUUCAAUUUUGAAAGUCUGUGCAUAUGAUGACGCUAUGAAGAUGUUGGCAUUUCAACCAGGAUUUAAAACAAACACCAGGGAAGGAUAGAGGAAAAACUAAUUUUAAGGCCCUGGGCCAUUAUAGAGCAGUUUUCAACAGAUCAGUUUUUUAAAUCUUAAUUAAGUGAGUUAAUAAAGCAGUGCAAAGGUGUAAUUUAAGGUGGUAUGAAAUGUGAAAAAGUCCAUUUGUAAAUCACUGGUUCUGAUUCUGCUGUUCCCCUUAGUCCUGAAGCUUUUAGGCACCUUUAGUGUUGUUUCGGUCUGUUUUAGGGCCUGCAGUAAAACUUAACUGAUCGUAUCAGCGGACAAAAUUAAGACCAGGGCGGGUUUCGUCCCUUAUGAUACAUCAGCACCUAUGGCUGUAGCUAGAGCUAUAAAUCUCAUCCAGCUGCUAAAGCUCUUUACUGUCCACCUGGCCUCCGUCUAGUCUCUGAAACUGUGUGAAUAAUAAUCAGUGCAACAAAGAAAGUCUUAUCUAAAGAGUUUAGUAAGUGUCUGAGUUUUUUCCUCAUGGUGUCUGUUUCUGUCUCCUAGUUGAUGUCUUUGGGCUCAGAGUCCGGGUCUUACCCCUGCACCCCUACUGCCAUCCUCCCAAGAUCCGCCUAUUGGCACCACAUCACUGGAAACCAGUCUGGUAUGGAUUCAGGUAGUGGUAGGUAUACUUUAGUCUGUAUAUAGGAUCAGGAAGAGCUGAGCAAAGCUGAGCAGUGAGCAGGAGAAGCAGGUAGUCUGAGUUAAUCACACCUGUCAGCGGCGUAUAAAGGGGUAUCCCAGUGUAAAAUUAAGUUAUGGUCAAAUACAACAUAACACCAAUUAGACCCCCCCUUGAUGAAUGAAUGUUGCGGACUGCUUGCUUCUCUAGUUAUACCAACUUUAGUGACGAGUCGAUCACCGAGUUUCCAUGAAGUAAUAAUCAUGAAUGUUCUUCCUUGAGCUGUGAAACUCCACUGCACUCAGUGAUCAACUCGUCAGGGCUCCCCCACAAACAAGCUGCUGCUGGAAGAGAGUGGGUGAGUUGUGUUUGGUCUCUUUGCUAAAGAAAUCAGGCAAAGCUAAAAAGAUGUUUGAUGGCUAGUACUAUGGCUGGGACCUUAUAUGUACUGUUGAUGAAGUUAGGUGCUGUUCUGAGCAUUACUUAUGGCUAUAGAGUGGCGUUUUUGUUGAGGUUUGCACAUGGAGAUGUAGACCGCUGUGUAUUGCUAUUGUGCGGUCAUUACCAAAGUUGGUAUAACUAGAGAAGCAAGCGGUCGGCAACAUUCAUCUCUGGAGGGGGUGUCUAACUCGGUGUUACGGUGUGUUUGACCAUAACUUAAAUUUACGCGGUAAUAUCCCUUUAAGUGAAUUGAUGAACACAUUGUAUGUGAUCUGUGUCCUUCACUAACUCCUGUGGAUGCUUCUGCUCAUUCUACAGGUAAUGUGUCAGAAGACGACCUGCUGUCCACUCGUCUUCCUCCGGAUCGUCAUUCCACGCUGCCCCUGUCAAACACACUGACCCGGUCCCAACCGCACAUACACACACACUCCCCAACACACUACCCCACUUAUCCUGGACAGUGA
This is a messenger RNA of Xyrichtys novacula (pearly razorfish), 29758 nucleotides long. The record is from the annotation of a GenBank genome assembly. Lineage: Eukaryota; Metazoa; Chordata; Actinopteri; Labriformes; Labridae.